AUGAUAAUAACGAACAUUUCCAACGCGAUUUUGCGAAACACGCAAAACUUGGCCAAAGUGUCCAUUUUUGGCGGGUUUGCGUACGGGUUUAUCCAAACCAUGAAGAGUGGAGAGAGCGCGCUCGUGCCCACCUCGAGAUGGGUGUCCAGUCACGUUUUAUCGUCCAGUCAGCACAAAGGAGGGAAGGAGGAACGAAAUAGUGCGGGAGAAGAAAAAGCCGAGGAGGCGACGGUUUUACGACGCCACCACCACCAAAACGAUGGACCGAGCAGCAGCGUUCGCGGAGAAGGAGUGGAAUCUUCGGAUAUCGAGCGGCGGAGAGUGAACGCGUCCGUGGCGUGGAGCAGCAUGAGAUGA
Messenger RNA from Bathycoccus prasinos, 357 nucleotides. RefSeq lists its product with no specific name. NCBI's taxonomy places the organism in Eukaryota, Viridiplantae, Chlorophyta, Mamiellophyceae, Mamiellales, Bathycoccaceae. Bases 1 to 357 code for a protein of 118 amino acids. The transcript has a single exon. The record is from RefSeq and is a predicted model, not a curated record.